AUGUCCAAUACAGACUUUUCUAUAUGCGAAGACUGUUUAGGCGGUCAGACCCGACUUACCAGAUCUUUCAACGGCGCAGAAUGCAAAAUAUGCACCCUUCCCUUUACCGUUUACCACUUUAAGGCCAACUCUAAGGUCAACAGAACUCUUAUAUGUCAUAACUGCUCCAAACAACGAAACGUGUGCCAGUGCUGUAUGCUCGACUUGCAGUGGCACAUCCCGGUAGAACUGCGAGACCGAAUAUUAUCUACAGUGCAGGGAUCGCAAGUGGCCACACAGGAAGCCCAAAACGAAAUGAUGAAAAGAUUCAUUGCUCUGAAAAACGGGGAUACUUACAAGGUGGGCGGUGCAUCUGUGACCAGCGAUUCUGUGGCCACUGCUGAUGCAGUAGAAAGCAUACGAAAGACCGUUGGGCGAUUACAAAAAUCGCAGGAAAAUCGCGACUCAGCCAAAGCACGGGUGACCCCAGCAUCGGUUAGCACCGCAGAUGUUUCGCAUUUGACCAAAAAACUGCCACUUAAGGGCACUUUGAGCUCGGCACAGUCUUUUUUCAUAUACAAUUUGGACCCUUCCAUUCCGGAAUGGGCGAUAGUGGACGCCGUCUCGGAACUCGUUGGCACCGUAGCCUGGCAAGACCCCACGUCCACAUCAGUAACUAUCAACCAUAUGGCUCGGUGCGGGGGAAUAAGGUUCAAAUCUGUGGAAAUUGCGGAAAAGUUUAGACUCGGGCUUCAAAGCUUCGUAACGCCGGCGAAAACCACGAAGGGGAAACUACAGGUGCAGAAUUCUAAGCUACACAUUGUUGCUUGGCCACAAUACCAUCGUGCUGCGUUGGGUAUCAAGAACGCAGAAUGUUCGAAACUAGCUCAAAUACUGGACAAACAGGUUCAAAGCGAUCUGGCCACCGCAGACGUUGCGAAAAGUGCGCCAAAACCGGCUAAGAUUCGUAAGUCAAGUAAGGCCAGUGAAUCUAAGAAGAGCAAAAGAACCAAGCGGAUCAUGGACAUCGAACUAUGA
Molecule: messenger RNA, 1017 nt
Organism: Lachancea meyersii CBS 8951
Lineage: Eukaryota; Fungi; Ascomycota; Saccharomycetes; Saccharomycetales; Saccharomycetaceae
Source: the annotation of a GenBank genome assembly